AAGACUGUUGUCCGCGAGAUUGCUUGCGACCUCAACCUCUCCAUACCACCUAUCCUACAUCUGGUGAAUCCUAGUGCUUCCAGGCGCCAAAGAUCUACCUUCCAACUCCCCGUGUUAAAUUACAGACGCUCUGGUCCCUUGCGACCUUCCGAUCUCCAUCCGACUUUUGCUCGCGAAUUAUAAAAUAAAGUUCGGAGACAAAACAUUUCUGGAUCCCUUUCCUCAGUUUCACUAGGUAGUGUUUGGUCCAAGCUACAAGCAUCUGCAUAUUUGAUUCGAACAUUUGUCUGAUAUAAGGCAACAGCUCUCAAUUUAGCUCGACACACCUCACAAAAUUCAUCUGUUGGGAUCAACGUCACCACAAUGUCGAGCACAGGUUUCACCAGCCCUUUUGGGAACGCAAACCCGUUUGGCAGUUCAGGCAGAUCUGAAUCUGGGCCAAUGCAUAGACUGGUUGAGGAAGACGAGAAUGAUACUAUUACUUCGCCUACAACUCCCCAUUUCGGCGUCAAGAACAACACUGCGCCCUCUUUCUGGAACGGCUUUGGUGGCGAUGCUCCGUCAGACAUGCCCGUCCGGCGCCAACCUGAUGACUUCCCUGCUCACUACAACUUGGGUCGCCGGACCUCCGUUUCGGCAGAAUCCCUGAAACCAGUCACGGAUAACUCCGACAACUGGUCACCUCCUGUUCAUCCGAAGACAGCAGAGCAACUUGAGCGUUUGAAGAAAGCCAUCAGCGGCAACUUUCUUUUCAACCACCUUGAAGACGACCAGAGUGCCCAAGUAUUGGGUGCUUUGGUAGAGAAGCCGGUGCCUGCCAAAGGAAUCAAGGUGAUCACUCAAGGCGAUGCCGGUGAUUAUUUCUAUGUGGUAGAAAAGGGAAGAUUCGAGGUUUAUGUCAACAGCACCGGCGCUCUUCAACCCGGCCCAGACGGCAUGGGACAGAAGGUUGGCGAGAUAGCGGAGGGUGGCUCUUUUGGCGAGCUUGCCCUCAUGUACAACGCACCCCGUGCUGCCACUGUCGUCUCUGCUGAGCCCCAGUGCACACUAUGGGCGCUUGAUCGUGUCACCUUCCGACGAAUUCUCAUGGAAUCGACCUUUUCUCGUCGUCGGAUGUACGAGAGCUUUCUCGAAGAAGUGCCCAUCCUCAAGACCCUUACGCCAUAUGAGCGGUCCAAGAUUGCGGAUGCUCUCGAGAGCCAGAAGUACCCGGCUGGCCAUGAGAUCAUUCUUGAGGGUGACCCCGGCCACUCCUUCUUCCUGUUAGAGGCUGGCGAGGCGGCAGCGUUCAAGCGAGGAAACGAUUCUCCAGUUAAGAACUACAAGAAGGGCGAUUUCUUCGGUGAGCUUGCGCUGCUGAAUGAUGCCCCUCGCGCGGCCAGCGUCAUCAGCCAAACCGAGGUCAAGGUUGCCAGGCUUGGCAAGAAUGCUUUUCAAAGGUUGCUUGGUCCGAUUGAAAGCAUCCUGCGGAGGACUAGGUACGUUGAAGCGGAAGAGGUGGAUCCUUUGCAGGUGUCUUGAGGAGACCAGAGUGCAAAUUGAAUUGUUAUAGACUAAAAUGGCUUUCUUCAUCACUGUUGGGUAAGGUCCGUUCUUUGGCCUGGGUUUGGGGUUCAAGACUUGCACACAGAAGUAGUUAGUAGUUGUUGUCGAUGUUAGCUUUAUUGCUGGUUAAGAAAGGCGUCUACUAGGUUCUAGUACAACAUAUACUGAUAUCAUUCAUUGUCGCC
Messenger RNA from Neurospora tetrasperma FGSC 2508, 1730 nucleotides. Its product is annotated as cAMP dependent protein kinase A regulatory subunit. Gene Ontology annotation, biological process: regulation of protein phosphorylation. Bases 364 to 1521 code for a protein of 385 amino acids. Gene Ontology annotation, molecular function: cAMP-dependent protein kinase regulator activity. NCBI's taxonomy places the organism in Eukaryota, Fungi, Ascomycota, Sordariomycetes, Sordariales, Sordariaceae. The record is from RefSeq and is a predicted model, not a curated record. Gene Ontology annotation, cellular component: nucleus; cAMP-dependent protein kinase complex. The transcript is spliced from 3 exons.